Molecule: messenger RNA, 2038 nt
Organism: Rubroshorea leprosula
Lineage: Eukaryota; Viridiplantae; Streptophyta; Magnoliopsida; Malvales; Dipterocarpaceae
Source: the annotation of a GenBank genome assembly
AGUUAAUUAAUUGAAUAGUGUACCUACAAAGCCAAGGAUCGUUUCGUUCCCUUAUGAGUUCUAUCGUUAACCCCAAAACGACGACUCAGCAAAACCAAGAUGGAGAUUACUCACCAGAAUCCGAACCCGACGCAGACUCGACCCGACGAACCAGAACUCGAGCUCUACACCAUUCCAGGCCACUCCAGUUGGUUUUCUUGGGAUGACAUCCACGAAACGGAGAGACUCGCGUUGCAGGAAUUCUUCGAUGGCAGCUCCAUCUCUAGAACCCCAAAAAUCUAUAAAGAGUACAGAGAUUUCAUUAUCAACAAGUACAGAGAGGAUCCUUCCAGGAGGUUGACGUUCACUGACGUCCGCAAAUCGCUUAUCGGCGAUGUCACCCUGCUCCACAAGGUUUUCUUCUUCCUGGAAACCUGGGGUUUGAUCAAUUUCGGUGCGCCUUCCCAUGGCGAUAGAUUGGAGAACGAGGAGAGGGUUCGAUUUGAGGAAGGAGCUCCUAACGGAGUCCGCGUCGUGGCGACCCCAAAUUUGUUGCGCCCGAUUGCGCCACCGCCUGUUGUUCGGAAUGAUCGGGAGGUUGUGGAGAGGGGUGUUAGGUUGCCGCCGCUGACUUCCUAUUCGGAUGUCUUUGCGGAUUUGAAGAGGUUGCGUUGCGGUGAUUGUGGAGAUCAGUAUGAUUCUGAAUACUAUGAGUACACUAAGGGUAAUUUCACCAUCUGUGCAAAAUGCUUUGCAAGUGAAAAUUUUGGGGAGAACAGGCCCAAGGAUGAUUUCAAGUUGUGUGAUUGUAGUGAGAACAAUGGUAGAAAUGAUGCUGCCUGGACUGAGGCUGAAACUCUACUUCUUUUAGAAUCUGUUUUAAAACAUGGGGAUGAUUGGGAACUUGUGGCUAAAAAUGUUCAAACCAAGACCAGACUUGAUUGCAUUGCAAAGCUCAUUGAGCUUCCUUUUGGGGAGCUUUUGCUUGGUUCUACCUAUCAAAGGGAUACUUCCAGUGGUUCCAGUGCAAUCACGGAUAGUAUGAAGCAAGUCAACUUCCCGUCAUUGGAGCAUCAAGAGAAUGCCAAAACCGAGGAUCAAGGUCAGGGUAAAUCUCAUGAGAAUAUGCAUGAGAAUGAACUGAAUGGAGAUACUGAGAGCCUAGAACCUCCUCCAAAAAGAAAACGUGUUGCUUCCUUUUCUGAUGCCACUAGCUGUUUGAUGAAUCAGGUAGCUUUGAUCUCCACCUUGGUUGGGCCACAUGUUACAGCCGCUGCUGCUCAGGCCACAGUCACUGCACUUUCUGAUGAAACUUCAUGUCCAAGAGAGAUAUUAGGUGUUGAUGACAAUAAUAUAAUUAAUGGGUUACAGUCUCAACCUAUGUGCUCUGAGACUGGGAGAUUGCAUAACCAUGAAGAUCCAGAGAUCAAGAAGUCUGCUCUCACGGAAAGUCAGGAGACAUCUGCAAAGAAGGAUGUGCUUUUGCCGUUGCAAAUUAGAGCUGCUGUUGCAACUGGUCUUGGAGCGGCUGCUGCUCAUGCUAAAUUAUUGGCUGAGCAGGAAGAAAGGGACAUUGAACAUUUAGUUGCGACUGUGAUUGAGGCACAGUUGAAAAAAUUGCACUCUAAAGUCAAUCAUGUUGAAGAUCUGGAGCUGAUAAUGGAGAAGGAACAUGCUGCAAUGGAGGAACUAGAACAUCAUGUCAUAGGAGAGAGGAUCGGAGUCUUAGAAAAGGCAUUUAAUGCCGGUAUAUCUAAAUGGAAAGAUCUUACCUCUUUAAAAUCACAAAGAAGCAAUGUAUAUUGAUGGAGUUUCAGAUCAAUCUUAAGCAGCAGAAAAGAUGAUGAUAUUAACUGGAGACUCGUAGGUUCCCGGCAUAGACUUUAGUUUUAACUUGUAAGCAGUGUCAUUUCCUAUUAGAAACGACUGUAGCAUUGUUAAGCUGCUAUUGUAGUUAGGCUUUUUUAAUUUCAUUUUUUAUGAGAUUAGCAAUAUCUUUCAUAUUUUUUUUCAUCAUCGAUAUUAUAAUUGUUUAAUUUAAUUAAAAUUGUUGUUAUAG